Molecule: messenger RNA, 1926 nt
Organism: Acanthaster planci (crown-of-thorns starfish)
Lineage: Eukaryota; Metazoa; Echinodermata; Asteroidea; Valvatida; Acanthasteridae
Source: RefSeq, a predicted model, not a curated record
CACUGUACACAUACCGUUUGUUUUUUGCGCCUCCAGUGACUAAUCGAGAGAGAAAAGACCCUAUAAAUGUAAAGGAUUUAUAGUGGUUUUACCUCAUUUUCGCAACAGUCAGCCAAAGCACAGCAAUAGUCAUAAUGGAGCCAGCCCGCCUUGCUCUUCUUCUUUUGGUCGUUUGUGUUGCUGGAUUGGUGGUGAACGGCGCUCCCCAAAAUAGGUUGUUGGACAACGAAACGCAGAACAAAGCCCUGUCUAAGAGGUCCGACGCAGACAACAACCCGGGAUACGAUGCUUGUAAAAUCGGUAACGUCAAGUGUUUAAAUGGUGGCACCUGUUACACUAUUUAUGGCUCCCCUGACUGCAGAUGUGCUUAUGGUUAUUUUGGAAGCCGUUGCCAAUUCAAUCGGAAUCAACGUCCACCACCAAGAGGCAAGUAACAAAUUCAAGGAACUACGGGAGAAGAUUUUGAAAUGGAACGUUUUCAAGACAACGCCGGAAAGCCAAUUUCCUAAUUUUAGAAGCAGUGUUUAUUUAAAAAAAAACGAAAUUAGAAUUCGGUAGCAGUGCUCCUGUCGACUACAGCGACGACGAUAAAUAUUUUACAACAGCCGAAUAAAUCCUUGUCAUUCGAUCGGUGAAUCACGAAUGAUACACUGAACACAAGGCGUGGUUGACUUUAACAGUCAGCCUUAUUUGAAGCUUGGGACACUCAGUAGGACGGCACUACUUGGAGUGGGUAGAUUUGUAUUAAUCACCAAACACUUUGACCAAGUAGCGCCCUUCUACAGUGUACAUCAUACAUCAAAUAGACUAAAGGAAUUCACAGGGUUAUUAUUUGACAAACGUUCAAUCCACCCAUCUAGCGACCAUCAGGGGCCUAAACCCUGUAAAGUGGAGUAUGCCCAACUUUUUGAUGGGGUUGGACUAUUGGAUUAUUCUCCCCACAAUGGUUUCAUAUGGUAUUUGGACCCCUCCCACACACACACUUUUCGAACGUCCAAAGCCGGACAAUGUUUAAUUUAAGAAUGUUAUCUCUACCCAUCCCGCAGUCAGACGCAGCUUUGACCAACUGACAUCCCCAGUAUCCGAUUCUGCGCGGGCCUUCUCACAAAACAGACCAUGCAGGGAUUUAUUCAGUGCUGUUGUAUUUAGGUUUCAUUCAGGUAAAACGGUGGGGGAUUUUUUUUUCUAUCAUAGAGUUUAGCCUUUGAAUUUUGCAAAUAUGGAAUGCUUCAGAGUCGUUCAUAAUUGGUGAAGCUAAUUUAUAUCUCUUGGAACCCCAAUCUGUUAACUCAUGAAUUGAUUCUUACCGCUUCAUUUAUCAAUAUCCGCUAAUUUUAUCCUUUAAUUAAAGUUUGAAUAGUUACAUGCUUUUAUUUCUCAUAUUGCAACAAAAAGAAACAAACAGGAGAUACAAAACCAAGCUAGAGAAAUACCUUUCCACACUGUUUACAAUUAGAAGUAUCUAACAAAUACGGAUGCUCUUUCGGAUGGUAAGACAAUCUGAUAUCCGAGACUUCGGUUUUCAAUUUAAUACUCGCAUAUACACACACACAAAAGGAAUUGUUUUUCUGAGCAAAGGUUUUCCCAUGCUGAGGCGCACUGAAUUCUAAUUGUUUAAAACCGUGGGAUAUAUUUGGUUUUGGUAUUUGGUUUUAUGUAAGUGUAAUUUUGGUAAGAGGGGACUAUAGCUGAGUCGCUUUUCACCCUAAUCUAAAACAGUAGUAAAAGAGUCAUUAUCAGUCAAAUCACAAGCAGGAAACUAUAAACAAAAUGAUGAACAAUCGAACGGCUUUAUAAUUUUUCGAUUGGUUGGUUGUUUUAACUUUUAACGUAAGAAGAAAACAGCAAGUAAAAAUUGACAUAACGUAACUUAUUACGUGACAAUUAUUGUUGAAAGAGCAGAAUAUACAGCAAUACAUCCUGAAA